This is a messenger RNA of Scylla paramamosain (green mud crab), 2327 nucleotides long. RefSeq lists its product as uncharacterized. Lineage: Eukaryota; Metazoa; Arthropoda; Malacostraca; Decapoda; Portunidae. The transcript is spliced from 6 exons. The record is from RefSeq and is a predicted model, not a curated record. Bases 23 to 553 code for a protein of 176 amino acids.
UACAACAGACUUUACUCUUGCUAUGAAGGACUUCCAUACAAAGUUCACCAGGAGAAGGACCCUUCGGGCCAUCAGCGAAAGGCAGCGAGUGACCCUGGACGUCAUACAGAGGUGGGAGGUGCAGCACAUUGAAAUACAAGACACAACUCCUGUCACUGGUGUGCUCUACCUGGAUGGGAUGACAUCGCCUGUCAUUGAUAUUGCUGACCCUGCACAGGUUCGAGAGCAGCUGCUGGACAUGACGGAGCAGAAAUGCCACGUGUACCUCGGUGGGAUCCAGACCAUGCACUACAGAACAUUCGAAGACAAGAUAGGACUUCCAGGAAUGCUGGGCACUGUAGUAGGGGAUGUGAAACCCUUCUGUGGGAGCCGGAAGAUAGGACUUCCAGGAAUGCUGGGCACUGUAGUAGGGGAUAUGAAACCCUUCUGUGGGAGGCAGGAGGGAUGUGUGACAGUGUUUGGGAGGCAGGAGGGAUGUGUGACAGCAUCUGGAAUGUGCAGGCUGGGUGUUGAAAGCUAUGGGUUAGAGGGUUUGACCUCCACUGAAGUGUAAGGGUGUUGGAACUUGUUAGGGAAAGGAUGAGAAGAGAAUAAGAGAAUAAGAGCAGGCAAGGAUGGAGUGAUGGAGUCUGUGACGGAAGGGAUAAGAGGUGAAUGAGAGAAUUUGAACAAGUAAGGAUGGAAACAAAUGAAGGAUGGAGUGAUGGAGUGUGUGAGGGAGAGGAUAGGAAGGGAAUAAGAAGACUUAAACAUGCAAGGAUGGAAAUAAAUGAAGGAUGGAGUAUGUGAAGGAGACAAGAUGAGAGAAAGAAAAUUAGAACAUUCAAGGUGGAAACAGAUAGAGGAUGGAGUGAUGGAGUGUGUGAGGAAGAGGAAGAGGACAAGGGAAGAAUCAGAGGGUUGGAGCAUGGAUGGAGGAAAUACAAGGACAGGAAUAAACAGAUGGAUAAAUAGAUAGGGAAAGUAAAGGAGGCUUGGAAAAUAUGAUACUGUUGAGGAAAUGUAGGAGAGCUGGAAAGUACUUGAUAGAAUAAUGACAUUACAAAAAGUAAAUAGUGACGUGACAGAUCUAGUGAUAUAAAAGAAGUUGAAAAUGAAUGAAAAUAUUGAUGAUGCUAUUGUUAAUGAUGUCUUGAUUGUAAUGCAGCACAAUCUGCCACCAGGAAAGCCUUCAGGUUGUUGAGAAAUGACCCAAGAAUCUUCAGGGAGACUGCAUCAAACAGUAUGGUCAACGCUAACACCUAUAGAUAUACUCAAAACAGACCACCACCACCACCACCACCACUACCUAACGCUGUGUCCAGGCUGGAAUGUGUGACCUCUCUGCCAGGAAUGUCACCGUCCUCUCACACUCUGACACCAAGUACCUCACAACAACACCUGCAAUACUACGCCUCUGAGCCCCCCCCGGAGUGUGGCUACUGCGAGGCGCUGCUGGCCUUCACACUCCAUCCCCUGCGCCCUCCUGUCAUUACAUCGCCUUUCCAGCGAAGGCAUUACUGCGAUGGUUAUGCGGCUUUUGAGGGGAGUAGCAGCCGCCCAUCGCUGGGAAGGACGCGCCUCACCCUGGCGGCCCUGCUCGGUCCCUUCCACGACUCGCAGCGAGAGAGAGAGGUCGAGGUGCGGCGGUCUCGUGGCGGAAGCCUGAAGGAGGCGGUGAAGGAGUGAAGGUGUGAAGUGUGCAGCUUCCACUUCAUCAUCCCAUGAACAGCCCACAGGAAUCUCUACCAGCACCUGGUUAUUAAACAGUGUUGUCACGCCAGGCCCAAUGUACUCCAUUGCAAUCAGGGAGUCAAGCUUCACCAGGAAAAAGAGGCAGAGCGUCACCACCUUCAAGCCCCACAAGAGGUAUUAAGUAUCGUUGGGACAAAGCAAUCAGGGAAGAGUCAAGUUGCAGUAAGAAGAGUGUGUCAAGAAUUUCAAGCAGGAAGAACACGUAAAAUUCCCUUCAAGUCAUGGCGGGACCGACAGGCAACCUUCAACACUUGUGGAGGCACGAGAGCUGCAGGCAGUUUCACAAAGAAGAGGUUGCUCCUCACGCAAGUUGACGCAAGGACAUAAGAAUUGGCAAGUGUUGUUGCUCCCAGGCCCUGCUGCAAGAGUUCUCCAGUCCACUCCAGUCUGGGAAGGAAGAAUGUAGCAAGUCCUUCUCUUCUGUACUCAACAACCACCACCACCACCUUCAUUCAGGCUUGGGAUAAGUUUUGUACAUUCCAGCACUUCAGUAAUAAGGAAAAAAAGUGCCAUGUUUAUAUUAUUGUUGUGUAUUUAUUCACUCAACAUUCACAUUAAAACAAUAAACAUUCAGUAUACCAUCUUGAACAUAA